Molecule: messenger RNA, 864 nt
Organism: Spodoptera litura
Lineage: Eukaryota; Metazoa; Arthropoda; Insecta; Lepidoptera; Noctuidae
Gene: mRpL33
Product: mitochondrial ribosomal protein L33
Biological process (GO): translation
Cellular component (GO): mitochondrion
Source: RefSeq, a predicted model, not a curated record
AUGUCAACAUGAAAGAAACAGCUGCGUGUGACAGAAAUUGUCAAAAUUAACAAUUUCGUUUCUGUCAAUAACUCGAAUGAUAAACUAGAUUUUAAUUAAAAAUAAUUCAAUUUUCUGAGUAUAUCAACAUGUUCCUAACAAACAUUCUGUGCAAGAAGGCGAAGAGCAAGCUGAUUAUGGUUCUGAUGGAGAGUGUAGUAUCUGGUCACCAAACUACGAUGAUAAGGGAGCGUUUAGCCGAUAAAUUGGAGUUUAUACGCUUCGACCCUUACAUUCAACAAGAAAGUUUAUACAAGGAAAGGAAGAAGAUCAGGAGCAUAAAGUCAUCAUAAGAUAGGCAGAAAUAUGUAUAGGUAUGUAGGAAUAGGAUAUAAAUAAUAUACAACAUGUUUUAAAUGUUAUAAUUUAGUUAUUGUACUUUAAACAAUAAAUAAAUCUUUGGAUACAAUGUGUUUCACUAUACUAGAAAAUUAUGAAACUUCUCUGUCAUUAAGUACUGCAUGUUACAAUUUGCUACCAAUUUUAAUUGUACAGAGCAGAGUCUAAUAUAUGUUCAAUAUAAUGAGUUUAGAAUAUAUGCUUUACUUUCCAAGUUCUUACGGCUAAGUCCGAUACUGCAUGCAAUUGAAUAAAUUUCAAAAUUACAUGUAGUGCUUCUUCGUCCAAUGUGCCUUAUUCAGACAAAAAGUGCUAAUAGUGCUAAUUAAAAUGAAUUUACAACAUAAAACACCUUCAAUUUAUAAUUAAUAAACUUCCGUCGCUACUACGUACGACCAGACAAACAUUCUAACUCUAAUAAAAUUUUCAAAAGAGAAAUUUCAAUUUAUAUAAUAAUAAUAUAGGCCAAAUAUUGAUUAAUACAUA